GCCUUUUUAUGGAUACCAUGCCAAAGAGAAGACGUUUAUGAAGAUCUAUCUGUACAAUCCUCAGAUGGUCAAAAGAGAUCAUACGUUUCCUGUAGUUCUUGACCAGGUUUGCACACACUGCAGCAGGGAUUUUGGCCCACUCCUCCAUACAGACCUUCAGGUUUCGGGGCUGUCGCUGGGCAAUACGGACUUUCAGUCAAUACGGACUACUGUAUUCUUAACCUUGCAAAUAUUAUGGUACAGCUAUAUGGACACUUAAUCAUCAUAGUGUUUUUUGAUGGUAAGUUUACAUACAAUGGUUGAGGUAAGUAUAAUUGAAACUUGGUUAUGAUUAUGGUGGGGAACUAAGUAUAGCCAGUUACAAUUGUAAUGGCUAAGCAGAUUGUUAAAAAAAUAUACAUUUUUACCUGGCUAAAAUAGAAAGAGUUGGGUUGGGGAGAAAAGAUAAGCCAUUCUAGUUAAAUUUGUCUUUUGUUUCUGUUAGUCUUUAGUGACAUGGAUAGAAGUACAGUCUGCUGUCAUUCUGAUCUAAGAAUAUUACUCCUGCUUAUUAUGAAGAAAAAAUACAUCUGUUUAACUUUGUAAACUAAAAGGUGUGUUUAGAAUUAUUUUUGUUGUAUUAAUGCUAUUUAAUCUCUCCUCAUACUAAUAUUAUUCUGUUUGUCCUGUGGGUACCUUUGCCACUGUUCCACCCCUUGUGUAUUGCGCUGUCAUGGUGUAUUUGCCACACAUUUGUGGCCUGCUGGAGGUCAUUUUGCAGGGCUCUGGCAGUGAACCUCCUUGCACAAAGGCGGAGGUAGCGGUCCUGCUGCUGGGUUGUUGCCCUCCUACGGCCUCCUCCACGUCUCCUGGUAGUGCCUCCAUGCUCUGGACACUACGCUGACAGACACAGCAAACCUUUUUGCCACAGCUCGCAUUGAUGUGCCAUCCUGGAUGAACUGCACUACCUGAGCCACUUGUGUGGGUUGUAGACUCCGUCUCAUGCUACCACUAGAGUGAAAGCACCGCCAGCAUUCAAAAGUGACCAAAACAUCAGCCAGGAAGCAUAGGAACUGACAAGUGGUCUGUGGUCACCACCUGCAGAACCAUUCCUUUAUUGGGGGUGUCUUGCUAAUUGCCUAUAAUUUCCACCUUUUGUUCAUUCCAUUUGCACAACAGCAUGUGAAAUUUAUUGUCAGUGUUGCUUCCCAAGUGGACAGUUUGAUUUCACAGAAGUGUGAUUGACUUGGAGUUACAUUGUGUUGUUAAAGUGUUCCCUUUAUUUUUUUGAGCAGUGUAUAUAUGCCUGGAUUACUUUAAUUUUGGUGAAUCUCUUAUACAAUGGGUUAACGUACAGCAAACCCAGGGUUAAAAUAGGAAAUAAUGGUUACUUCUCAGAAAGUAUUAAGAGUUUAAGAAGAGUAAGACGAGGCUGUCCGUUGUCUCCAUUUCUAUUUAUUAUGGCCAUCGGAAUGCUAGCUAUUAAAAUGAGAUCCAACAACAACAUCAAGGGGUUAGAAAUCCAGGGGUUAAAAAUGAAAGUGUCAAUGUAUGCCGAUGACUAAAGUUUUUUCUUAAAUCCACAAUCUGGAUCCCUGCACAGUCUCAUUUAAGAUGUUGAUCACUUUUCUAACCUCUUUGGACUAAAACCUAAUUACCAUAUGAAGUAUUUGAUAAUUAAAAAGACACAAUGUUUACAGUGCCUUAUAUUUAACCAAUAAAAUGAGUGGAUGGGGGAGUAGACAUACUUGAUAUUCAUAUCUCAAAAAAUAUAAAUACAUUUUCCCACAACCAAUUUCAAUAGAAGGUUUGCAAAAAUAGAUAAGAUUCGCAACCAUGGAGAGCUAAAUACUUGCUUAUUUAUGGAAAAAUCACAUUUGAUUAACGAUUUGGUCCUAUAACAGUUGACUUACUUAGUAUGAUAUGAGCAAAAACUUUCACUUUAUUUGGAAUGCUAAGCCAGGGAAAAUUUAAAUGUGCUUAUUUAUAUAAUGAAUGUGAGUUUGGGGGACUCAAAUUAUUAAAUAUUAAAGCAUUAAACCUCACACUAAAAGCUUCACUCAUAAAUAAAUUAUACUUGAACCCAAAAUGUUUUUCCAGUAGAUUAUUAAAAGUUCAUCCUUUGUUCAAAAAUAGCCUUUUUGCCUUUAUACAGAUUACAACUUCUCAUUUCCGACUAAUUGGAAAUUAAACUUCGUUUAAAGCGUCGCCCUUUCUUAAACAAACCAUACAAAGCUCAUUACAAUUAAAAUGUUAUCCUCCAGAAAAGAUAGAACAAACAUUAUGGUUAAACUCAAAUAUACUGAUUGAUAAAAUAAAAAUCUUUAUGGACAUUUUCUUUUAAAUGGUAUAUUUAUUAGUGAUAUUAUGAAUAGAAACGGUGGAGUUGUCACAUAUGCAGCUAUCGCAAAUAUAUGAGAAUGUCUGCUCAAUCCAGAGUUACAACCAAUUGAUUGCAGCAUUACCACAUAAAUGGAGGAGGCAAGUGGAAGAGAGAGACGGUAGGGAAAUUGUCCGCCAUAUAUUAAAGAUACAAAUUGGCUGAAAAGGAUUGGCUUAAAUCGAAAAAUAUACCAGUUUCAUUUGAGGACAAAAAUAUUGACAGCUGCGCCAUACAGGUUGCAAAAUAAAUAGAAAGAGAUUUUUGAUGUACCGAUUCCAUGGCGUAUGAACUGACAAAAAAACAACACUUCAUUCAACACUAAAUACAUUUUUAAAAUGUAAAUUAUUAUUCAAAGGUCUUGCCACCAAAAGAAUGCUAUACAGUGCCUUUUUGAAAGUAUUCAGACCCCUUGACUUUUCCACAUUUUGAUAUAUUACAGCCUUAUUCUAAAAUUGAUUAAAAUCAACACUCAAGACCCCAUAAUGACAAAGCAAAAACAGGUUUUUAGAAAUUUUUGCAAAGUUAUUGAAAUUAAAAAGCUGAAAUAUCACAUUUUCAUAAGUAUUCAGACCCUUUACUCUACUUUGUUGAAGCACACUUUGGCAGCGAUUACAGCAUUGAGUCUUCUUGGGUAGGACGCUACAAUCUUGGCACACCUGUAUUUGGGGAGUUCUAUUCUUCUCUGCAGAUCCUCUCAAGCUGGAUGGGGAGUGUCGCUGCACAGCUAUUUUCAAGUCUCCAGAGUUGUUCGAUCGGAUUCAAGUCCGGGCUCUGGCUGGGCCACUCAAGGACAUUCAGAGACUUGUCCUGAAGCCACUCCUGCUUUGUCUUGGCUGUGUGCUUAGUGUUGUUGUCUUGUUGGAAGGUGAACCUUAACCCCAGUCUGAGGUCCUGAGCACUCUGGAGCAGGUUUUCAGGAUCCCUCUGUACUUUGCGCCGUUCAGCUUUCCCUCAAUCCUGACUAGUCUCCCCGUCCCUGCCGCUGAAAAACAUCCACACAGCAUGAUGCUGCCACCACCAUGCUUCACCGUAGGGAUGGUGCCAGGCUUCCUCCAGACAUGACACUUGGCAUUCAGGCCAAAGAGUUCAAUUUUGGUUUCAUCAGACCAGAGAAUCUUGUUUCUCAUGGUCAGAGUCCUUUAGGUGUCUUUUGGCAAACUCCAAGCGGGCUGUCAUGUGCCUUUUACUGAGGAGUGUCUUCCGUCUGGCCACUCUACCAUAAAGGCCUUGGUGGAGUGCUGCAGAGGUGGACUCCAAUCAAGUUGUAGAAACAUCAAGGAUGAUCAAUGGAAACAGGAUGUACCUAAGCUCAAUUUCGAGUCUCGAAGCAAAGGGUCUGAAUACUUGUGUAAAUAAGGUAUUUAUGUUUUCACUUUGUCAUUAUGGGGUAGUGUGUGUAGAUUGAGGAGGAUAAAUAUGAAUUAAAUCCAUUUUAGAAUAAGGCUUUAAUGUAACAAAAUGUGGAAAAAGUCAAGGGGUCUGAAUACUUUCCGAAUGCACUGUAUGGGGCAUGCAACAUACUCAGCUCUGUAGAUUUUGCUGCGAAGAGACAAUCACUAGAUCAUUAAUUCUGGUAUUGCCCCUAUGUAGCUUGUUUCUGGUCACAGGUUUAGGAAUGGUUAAAAAAAAUCACAACAUUCACUUAAAAUCAACCUUACAAAUAGCAGUGUUGGGUGAUUUUGGAAAGCUGUAGUCAAGCAAUAAAUAUAAUAAUACUCGGAGGAAAGGUUUGUCUUUAGCUCACAAUCUGUGGAUACUAUGCGAUUUGAAAGGUUAAAAAUGUAUGGACAACAGCACAAUUGAAAAAUAUAUGGUACAUUGUGAUAGGUGGGGUGGGAUUAAAUACAGUUGAAGUCGGAAGUUUACAUACACUUAGGUUGGAGUCGUUAACUUGUUUUUCAACCACUCCACAAAUUUAUUGUUAACAAACUAUAGUUUUGGCAAGUCGGUUAGGACAUCUACUUUGUGCAUGACAAAAGUAAUUUUUCCAACAAUUGUUUACAGACAGAUUAUUUCACUUAUAAUUCACUGUAUCACAAUUCCAGUGGGUCAGAAGUUUACAUACACUAAAUUGACUGUGCCUUUAAACAGCUUGGAAAAUUCCAGAAAAUGAUGUUAUGGCUUUAGAAGCUUUUGAUAGGCUAAUUGGCAUCAUUUGAGUCAAUUUGAGGUGUACCUGUGGAUGCAUUUCAAGGCCAACCUUCAAACUCAGUGCCUCUUUGCUUGACAUCAUGGGAAAAUCAAAAUAAAUCAGUCAAGACCUCAGAAAAACAAUUGUGGACCUCCACAAGUCUGGUUCAUCCUUGGGAGCAAUUUCCAAACGCCUGAAGGUACCACGUUCAUCUGUACAAACAAUAGUACGCAAGUAUAAACACCAUGGGACCACGCAGCCGUUAUACCGCUCAGGAAGGAGGCGCGUUCUGUCUCCUAGAAAUGAACGUACUUUGGUGCGAAAAGUGCAAAUCAAUCCCAGAACAACAGCAAAGGACCCUGUGAAGAUGCUGGAGGAAGCAGGUACAAAAGUAUCUAUAUACACAGUAAAACGAGUCCUAUAUCGACAUAACCGGAAAGGCCGCUCAGCAAGGAAGAAGCCACUGCUCCAAAACCGCCAUAAAAAAGCCAGACUACGGUUUGUAACUGCACAUGGGGACAAAGAUUGUACUUUUUGGAGAAAUAUCCUCUGGUCUGAUGAAACAAAAAUAGAACUGUUUGGCCAUAAUGACCAUAAUUAUGUUUUGAGGAAAAAGGGAGAUGCUUGCAAGUCGAAGAACACCAUCCCAACUGUGAAGCACGGGGUGGCAGCAUCAUGUUGUGGGGGUGCUUUGCUGCAGGAGGGACUGGUGCACUUCACAAAAUAGAUGGCAUCAUGAGGCAGGAAAAUUAUGUGGAUAUAUUGAAGCAACAUCUCAAGACAUCAGUCAGGAAGUUAAAGCUUGGUUCCAAAUGAACAAUGACCCCAAGCAUACUUCUAAAGUUGUGGCAAAAUGGCUUAAGGACAACAAAGUCGAGGUAUUGGAGUGGCCAUCAUAAAGCCCUGACCUCAAUCCUAUAGAAGAUGUGUGGUCCGAACUGAAAAAGCAUGUGUGAGCAAGGAGGCCUACAAACCUGACUCAGUUACACCAGCUCUGUCAGGAGGAAUGGGCCAAAAUUCACCCAACUUAUUGUGGGAAGCUUGUGGAUGGCUACCUGAUACAUUUCACCCAUGUUAAACAAUUAAGGCAAUGCUACCAAAUACCAAUUGAGUGUAUGUAAACUUCUGACCCAGUGGGAAUGUGAUGAAAGAAAUAAAAGCUGAAAUAAAUAAUUCUCUCUGCUAUUAAUCUGACAUUUCACAUUCUAAAUUAAAAUAAAGUGGUGACCUUAACUGGCCUAAAACUGAAUUUUUACUUGGAUUAAAUGUAAGGAAUUUUGAAAAACUGAGUUUAAAUGUAUUUGGCUAAGGUGUAUGUAAACUUCCGACUCCAACUAUAGCUUAUGUUCGAUAAUGUAUUACUGUUAUGUUCGGUAAUGUAUUAUUGUUUUGUUCAGGAAUGUAUUAUUGUUAUGUUCGGUAAUGUAUUAUUGUUAUGUUCAGUAAUGUAUUAUUGUUUUGGUUCGGUAAUGUAUUAUUGUUAUGUUCGGUAAUGUAUUAUUGUUAUGUUCGGUAAUGUAUUAUUGUUAUGUUCGGUAAUGUAUUAUUGUUAUGUUCAGUAAUGUAUUAUUGUUAUGUUCGGUAAUGUAUUAUUGUUAUGUUCGGUAAUGUAUUAUUGUUAUGUUCAGUAAUGUAUUAUUGUUAUGUUCAGUAAUGUAUUAUUGUUAUGUUCGGUAAUGUAUUAUUGUUAUGUUCAGUAAUGUAUUAUUGUUAUGUUCAGUAAUGUAUUAUUGUUAUGUUCAGUAAUGUAUUAUUGUUAUGUUCGGUAAUGUAUUAUUGUUAUGUUCAGUAAUGUAUUAUUGUUAUGUUCAGUAAUGUAUUAUUGUUAUGUUCAGUAAUGUAUUAUUGUUAUGUUCGGUAAUGUAUUAUUGUUAUGUUCAGUAAUGCAUUAUUGUUAUGUGAUUACUGUAUAUCAAUCAAAUUUAUAAAGCCCUUUUUACAUCAGCAGAAUUCACAAAGGGCUAUACAGAAAGUCAGCAUUAAGCCCCAAACAGCAAGCAAUGCAGAUGUAUGUAAAAUGUAUAUGUUGCAGAAAAGAUGUAAAACAAAAAAAUAUGUAUCCUCCUAAGAGGAGGGCGGGUAAUUUCUUUUGCGUAUUGUCACAGUAGGGCUGGGCCAUAGGGCCUAAAACUCUAUUUCAAUGUGUUUUCUCUAAAUAAGCUGUGUUGCACAAUUUAAAGGUCAAGUACACUGCAUUUAAGACAGUCAGCAGUACUAUAUUGAAUUCAGAGCUUGUGGAAUUAUACCUAGGCUGAAUAUAUGCCUUCCACAACCAUAAAACCCACUAAUAAUUACAUUAUUUCAUCCAAAUAGUUGUACCUGCUUUUUUUGCGAUAAUAACUGAUUAUCUAGCUUUCAGGUCUGUCUAUAACAAUGCCAGUUAUGUUACAAAUGUAACCAGAACCAUGCAUAUUUCACAUUCAUUAAUAAUGUAGCAGACACCGGUGUCAUAAACUCUAAAGCCCACGCGCUAGUGUGUAGCCAGCUAAUAUUUGUAUUUUAAUCCAAUUUGGAUCUAGGUAUAAUUUCACAAGCUCUGAAUUCAGCUAAAACGCAAAACAGUUGAAUUGUUAUGAACACACCCUUCUGUCCUUGUCCAACUGUUUGAACAUAAUGCUAGCCUGUCCACUUAGUUCACAUGUUGAAAUCAAGUGGCCUACCUUAUUUCUCAGAAUAAAAACAAAUGGCCAAUUCUUUAUAUAAUUGUUUUAUGCUUUUUGCACAUUUUUAAAACACACUAAACAGCUAGUAUAACUAACUUUGUUUGACUAAAAUGUUGCUAGCUAUACGUGGUAGCGUAAAGCGCGCGACAAACAGCAUUCAUUUUCCAGAAUUAAUGUUCAUUGGUACAUCCGUUUUAGUAAUGUCUGCUCUGCUUGAAAUUUGAGGAGUUGAAACAUAAACAGGGUAUGGUUCAAAAGGUUAACUUAUCCUCUAUUACAGUAAAAUAAUAUAUCCAUGUGUUUCGGUGUCCGUAUGACCGAUUUCUGUUGGACCAAACCUCAAAUGCAAAUAGAGGGUUGAAACCGUUUGUCAGAGCGGAAGAAGUGAUCUCAUCUUUGUUGUUGUGAGUGGUGGGAAGAGGGGCUUGGACACAGCGCCAAAAUCUGUCCAAAAUAAGCCCAAUGCAUUUCUAUGCACUUAUUUUUAACCUUAACACGUCGCCUGCCUUUGGGACAACGACUCCCUUUGUUAGGGCGGCAACAUGAGCAUUUUUUCAUUAAAUACAGAUAUCUGGUGUAAAUGGGAAGGUGCAACAUGAGAACAAGCGGACAUAAACGCUCAUAAAAACGAAACAUACAACAAACCUCGAUUCUGCGAUUCAGGCAUUUGGAAUGUCGCGCAAAACAUAAAAUCAAAAUAAUCAAAUUAAUUGUAUGUAUUCCCCAGCCCUAUGUCACGUUAUCGUUCCAGCAACUAGGUCUACAAGGUGAAUGAGAUUUGAAUGGGGUUUUGAAUUGAAAGCAUAUUAGCUCCUGAAUGAAAGAAUCUCUGGCUCAAUCUCUUGUUUAUUUUGUUGUGGAUUUUGGAACACAUUGCUUUUUUACAUACGCAAAGUAAAUGUCUGUGAAUAGCAGCCAAAAUAUAUAUCUAAUCGGGUGUGUGUGGUUCCAGGGUGUGUGAGCUGUUACAAGGAGGUGCUGUGAUGAACAAGAGCUACCAACCCCACGAGGCUCACAUUCCUUACCUGCUGCAGCUAUUUAUCGACUACAACCUGUACGGCAUGAACAUGGUCAACCUGGGAGCCGUCAAGUUCCGCCGGAGCCAGCAGCGCGAAGAGGGGUCUCCCCCAGAUGACCAGGGCUUCCGCAGCAGACCCAGCACCAGACCCUUGAAGAGCCCCUGUACCUCCAAACUGAGUGACAGUACCCUGGGAGGCACGUUUGUCUGCUGGCAGGAGGAUGCCACACCCUGUUCUCUAGUCCUGGAGGAUGUGGAGAAACAGAGUACGUGUGAGCUGGAGGCAGAUGCUGUGGCUGCAGACAUCCUCAACCGUCUGGAGAUAGACAAUCAGAUUGCCAGGAAUCCUGGCCUGCAGGUCAUCUGGGAGGACGAGAAGCAGAGACGACGAGAGAAGAACCAGUCAUCUCAGAUCGAGACCCCACAGUCACAGGAUCGCAGGUUUGUCGCCUCGACGGAAAGCGAGAGGAUCUUCAUGAAGAGAUUCAAGGAGAUCCUGAAGGAGAAUGAGUUUGAUGUGACUCAGUCUGGGUCUGUGGAGGGCGUGGCAGAGGAGCAGGAUCCCUUCCCAGCUGAACUGUCUGUAUACCCUGAUGUCCUGACCCCAGAGGUGCUGCAUUGUACACCAGCUAACCAGGUGGAGGUUCACAGAGACUCUCAGACUGACACUAAAAGGAACUGUGGUAAAGACCAGGGGGAGGCCAUUGUGGACGAAGAAGCCAUUCUGAGUCUGUUGGAAAGCAGCCAGACCUUCCUCCCCCUCUCCCAAAGAUCCAACCACUCCCCCUUACUAGAUAGCAGCCAGAACCAUGCCAUGGUGGACCUGCUGGCAGGCCUGGAGGAUGAUGGGUACAGAGCAGCCCCUAUGAGGCAGAACUCCCAGCAUUCUCUGCCCGGGGGAGGGAGCGCUCACUACAACAGUGACGAGGAGGAGGAGGGGCCAGAGCUAGAGAGGGAGGAGGCAGAACUCAGUCUGAUGAUGUCACAGAGAUGGGACAGCGACCUUCCAGAACAGUCUUCUAGACAGAGACCUGGUGUGAAGGAUGCAGAGGAGAGCUUCAGUGACGAGCCCCAGGAAUCCUCCGAUGAGGAGAUGGAAAGGAGGGGGGACAACUCUCUCUCUGCCAACCUGUCUAUUUCUCAGCUGGACGGCGCUGCGGACGAGAACAGUGAUUCAUCGUUAACGGACAAAGGCUCCAGGACCCACUCGUCCCUCACCGUCACAGACAAGAUCCUGGGGAAGAGGAACCCCUUUCCUGGGGAGACUGUCCACCUGGAGCCCCUGUCCUCCACCAAGCUCCUCCUGGAGUGCAAACACCCUGAACAUAGGCAGGCACACUCACAGGACGCAGAGGAACCAGCCAAUAAGCACUUCCUCGGCCAGGACAGUCACGAGUGCUCCACGGGGUUCAAGGUGAAUAAAGAGAGACCUUACAUCCAGCCGGUCAAACACCCCAUCCCCUGCAAUAUCGCCAACCAGGCUGAGGUUUCUCAGAUCUGUGUGGACAAAAUGGACAUUGUUCGGCCUCUGUACACCUACGAGAAGAAGACGAUGGCUCUGGAGGAGUCAGACCUGGACGUCUUUCCGUUCAGCAACGGGAAGAUCACCCAGAGCAGGAAGAAGUACAGCAGUAUGAAGAACGUUGAGAAGAAUCGUCUGUCCAUCCUGCAGAACCACAGGAGCUUCUCCCUUUGUUACUCUGAGCUGAGGAACUGCCCCAGCACGACAGAUCUAGAACUGGGUCAGAAAGGCUGUAAAAGCCCAAUCUUGAGAAACAGUAUAACCCCAACUCCCUGCCCCAUAGAAGAGGACGAGCUCCUGGCCCCGCUGGAGGGAGAGAUGGGCCAUGACAGCGAGGACGGCAACAUGGGUGAGCUGAAGAUCAGGUACGAGGACUAUCAGGAGAACAAGACUGAGAGGACCAUAGUAGCCCAGCAGGAGGCGCACUAUAAGUUUUUCCCCAGUGUUAUUCUCUCCAACUGCCUAACCAGGCCAGCUAAGAAGGUAGUGGGCAACAAGCUGACCGAUGGCUGUGCUAAGCUAGAGCAGGCAGAGACACGCAGGUCCAGGCUAAAGCUUGGCAAGAGGUCUUUGGCUGCUGCAGCCCAGAAGGCUAAUGCGUACGCUGGGGAAACCCCAGCCUCUGACACCCAAGUCAGCACUGCCUUUAUGGCCAUCACGCCUACUUGUCCAAAGAGCACGGACACCAAGGAGAAGCCAGUCACAGUGGCAAAGUCAGUCGUAGUGGAGACUGGACCAACAGAACCACUGCCAGAAUCCCCUGCCCUGGCCCCUACCCCUCUACCAUCCCCUAUCGCUUCCCCUGCACCGGCCCCAGUCCCUGCCAUUCUGAAUGAGGCGUCUGUGGAGGGCAGGUUGGCCCCACUGCUUGAGCUCCCUGCUAAAGUAACCUGCACCAAAGCUUCAGGUCUGCCUGGCAGCAAGUACACCCUGAGGGCCAAACGCAAGAUGAGCUACGACAGCAGCGAGGAUGGGGAACAGUCGGUAUCCUCUCGCAUUAAACACCCUCUGGCCCUCCGAGGCCGCUUCAAAGAAAACUACGUCCUCAGCACGCAGGAACUAAAGUACCAGAAACGACGGAAGAUGUACAGAAAGGAGCCAAGGGAGCCGCCCAUCAUCAUCAAAUAUAUAAUCAUCAACCGGUUCAAAGGUCAAAAGAACAUGUUGGUGAAGAUGGCCAAGGUGAGUGCUGAGGAGCAGCGGGUGGUGCUGACACCUGACAGAGUGGAGACGUACACCAAAAUGUCACCCAUCAAGACCUUCUGGCCUAAGGUUCCAGAAUCUUGUGCGGUCAGGUUCCCUCUCAGUGAGCCCAAGGCUAGUAAGAAACAGCCCAAACGAAAGGCCAAGGUCAACACCACCACUAAGAAAACAGUCAGCAGUCCACCCAGAGUCCGAGUUAGGCAAGGGGGUGAGAGGCCUAGAAGGACUAGAGGCCUUAGAAAAACCUUGACUCCCUCUCUGCCAUGCCCCUGGCCAUGUUACUGUGAACUGGCCGAUGACCACAUCACUGAGUACACUGAUGUGAUGGUGGAGUUGGGUUAUCUAUCUGAGAGAUCCCUUAGCCCUUUUGAUUCAACCCCACCCCGGUGUUGGUCCCCCACUGACCCCCUAAUGGAAGCCAUAAGUUCUGAUCGGUUGAUGAACCCAUUAAAUGAUCCCUGUCUCACUUUUGUUUGUCAGGACCCCCCCCCAGAGUCCUUAGGCCGAGGCGUGCGGAACCGCAGACGGACUACUAAACCUAGAAAUGUAACCUCUACCAGCCCAAGAAGACGGAUUACGCUUUCAGAGGAAGUCAAAAAGGAGAGCACAGCGAGAAGGAAAAGUACUAUUGGGACUCCAAGGAGGAGAAAGAAAGAUCUAGAAACAGUUGAUGGAACUAGUGUGCGUUGUGUCUGUACUACUACCAUCACCACAAGAACGAGGAAGCCUCGGAGGAAGAAGCAGGCAGAAGAGCCUGAACAGCCCCCUGUAAGAAGCAGAGACUGUGACAGUUCCCAGCACCUCUUCCCGGAGGGUGAGCUGCCUUCUACUGAAUCCUCCUCAGAGGACAUACCACCCUUUCAGAAGCCAGCCAGCAAAACCAGCCAAAUCAUUGACGGCUCCAGCUCUAAAUCCCUAACCCAGUUCUCGCAGUCUAUUGAACCAAAGUCUGAGGACUGUGAAAGCUCCAUCAUGGAGGUGAACCAAAGCUUUGCUCUUGAACUCGUCCAAACGCAGCCCGACCAACCGCAGGGUUGUGCUGUGAAGGCAGACACUACUGCUGAUGAAUGCACAUCCCAUCAGGUUAAAUCACCAACCCGGGUGGGGGACAGAAAGGACGCCCCCAAAGAGUCCCCCCACUCAGGCCUUCGGAAUGGGAAGACCUUACCUGAGGACAUCUCUGGCCUGGCUGUUCUGAAGAAGCUCCAGCAGAGAGGCGGGCAGUGCCUUUCCACUACAACACAGCCCCCUGGCUCCACACCCGACACUGCUGCAGCCAAGCCAUCAAGAGCCAGGAGAGCUCCCUCAACCACCCCACGGAAACCCCGGGCCCCAAGAACUACAACUGCCAACGAGGGGAAACCCAGAAGCAGGAAGGAGAAGGCGAACUCUCAGCCGGAGGUACCUGUGAAGCAAAAGCCCCCCAUGUCAGAUGACAGCCCAGUGUUCAUGUCAGACCCAGGCCUGGACAGCUGUUACUCCAUAGAGGACAGCCUAUCCCCAGAGCUCCCACACAACUACAACUUUGACAUCAACGCCAUCGGUAUCGGUAGCCAGGCAGAGUUCUCCAGCCUGUACAUGGGCAGCCAGUUUGUUCUGACCGACAAGAACCUGCCUCAGAAGUUCCUGAGUGACAUCACCCAGGAGGCGGUACCUGCCUUGGCGCUGAGCUUAGAGAAGAGGCCUGAGGUGCUGUUUGGCUCAGGGGAGGAGCUCCAAGAAAGCUUGUCCGGACCUCUGACUCCUGAACUCUUUGACAAGCCAAAAAAUGGCGAUUUUGUGUCCAAUCAUCGAUCACCUCUGGACUCUGAGAGGUUACCAAGGAGCAGAGAGUGGGGAACGUCUCUGGGCAAACUCCACAGCCUCAGCCACUUCCAGGGCUUUCACUGUGAGAGGAAAGAGCUGCUGUUCUCUGCCUUUGACCCCAUCUUACCACUGCCUUUGAGCUCUGCGUCUUUCGCAGACAACGAAGGGUUGCCGACUGGGGACCUACUGGAGGGGAAUUAUGCUUUUACAUCGACCACACCCAGUAGUUCGCCGCGCUCCUUCAGCUCUCUAUCCCAGGUGAAGGCCAUCAGCCAGCUCCUCAGAGGGACAGGGGGGGGAGCCCACAUCCUCAAGCCCCUCAUGUCCCCUCCCAGCCAGGAAGAGAUCCUCACCACCCUCCUGGACCUGGAGAUGUCUGAGGCCACCUUCCAGGAGCCCUUCUGCAGCAACCCCUUAGACGCCCCAGGGAAACCUAGGGAGGUUGGUGGGCGUAAGCUGAUGGUGGAGACCAAGUUGGCCAAGGAGCUGGCUGAGUUCAACGGGGACCUGUGCCUGGAGGGGCUACAGUUCUGGAAGACAGCCUUCUCUACAAUGACCCGGGCCGGCUCCUCUCACACACUGGGAGCAGAGGACACCAGAGACCAGGCCCAGCUCAGCCCCUCUUCAGCCGGGGACCAGAAGGUCAUCCUGCUGCCUUGCAGGAGUGCCCCCAGGCGGGAACGCGUCCAGCUAUGGCUGGAGGCCAGAAAACAGUAUGAGCAUCUGCAGAGGGGCAAGAGAGACAUGGGAGAACUGGAGAGGGGAAGGUUGGAACAGGUAAGAGACGAGCAGCAAACAGACAGGACUGAACAGCCCGCUCCGUUCCAUUGUUCAGCAUUGGAGGACGAGGAGGAGUUUGAGAAGCUCUCAGGUAUCAGGACUCAGAAGGAAAGGAGGGACGAUCUGUCCCUACAGAUAUCACCUGUUGGGAGGGUGGAAACUCAGAACAGUCCCAGAGGAGUGAAGCCUGUACCGGACAUUAACAUCAGAGACUUUGGUAAAUCCAUCUCUCCAGACUCACCAGACCUGCUGCCAUGGCAGGAGCCCACGCAGCCCAGUCCCUCACGACCAGACACAGUAGAGGGAGAGAGGAGAGGGUCAGAUCGAGGGUUACCCCUGUCCCACAGGCUCUGCACCUCCCCAGAGAGGAGAGAGGAGAAGCACUUCCUCAGUCCCUCUCCCUUCCCUUCCAUGAAGACCCGGGGGGACAGGGAGUGUACCAGCUCCCAGCUCCACAGCACCCCAGUCCUUAGGCGACACAAAGGCAGGGGUGAGUCGGAGACUGUGUGCAGUACCCCUGUGACUGAAGACGCAGAGUCCACGUCUCAGAGACUGCAGCACAGGAGAGGGGAACACACAGACACCCUGAGGAGAGUGCUACUGACCACACAGAUGAAGAACCAGUUUGCUGCUUUGAACGCUCCAAAGAAAGACAACUCUCAGAUUGAGGGCCCCAGCAUCAGCCAUUCAUACGGAUUCAAAGUCAGCAUGCAGAACCUCCAGGACGCUAAAGCCCUGCACGAGGUGCAGCACCUGACGUUGAUGAGCAUGGAGCUUCACGUGCGGACCCGGCGGGACCUGGAACCCGACCCAGAGUUUGACCCCAUAUGUGCCUUAUUCUACUGCUUCAGCUCUGACGCACCUUUACCUGACUCAGACAAGACCCAGCUGACUGGGGCCAUCGUGGUAGACGAGGACUGCCAGGAGAGUGGCCAAGGUGUCAGAGGAACAGCGCCCCUGCUGGUAAGAUCAGGUGUCUCAGGACUGCAGGUCACCUACGCUGUGAAUGAGAAGCAGCUGUUCCAGGAAGUUGUCACUAUCAUGAGGAGGUUUGACCCAGACAUCCUGGUGGGCUACGAGGUCCAGAUGCGUUCCUGGGGCUACCUCCUCCAGCGGGCAUCAGCACUCAGUGUGGACCUGUGCCAGCAGCUUUCCCGCGUGCCAGGUGACGCCAAAGAGAACCAUUUCGCAGCAGAGAGAGACGAGUAUGGAGCAGACACCAUGACAGAGAUACACAUCAUCGGACGUAUCGUCAUCAACCUGUGGAGAAUUAUGAAGACUGAGGUGACAUUGAACAACUACAGUUUUGAGAAUGUGGCCUUCCACGUCCUGCACCAGCGCUUCCCCCUGUACAGCCCCCGCUCCCUGUCAGACUGGUUCGACCACAACACUGACCUGUACAGGUGGAAGGUGGUGGACCACUAUGUUAGCAGGGUGGGCGGUACCAUGCAGCUUCUCCAGCAGCUUGACAUCAUCGGCAGGACCAGCGAGCUGGCCAGGGUGUUUGGGAUCCAGUUCUAUCACGUGCUCACCAGGGGAUCCCAGUACCGUGUGGAGUCCAUGAUGCUGCGUGUGGCCAAGCCCAUGAACUACAUCCCCGUUACGCCCAGCAUACAACAGAGAGCCCAGCAGAGGGCGCCACAGGGCAUCCCGCUGGUCAUGGAGCCCGAGUCGCGCUUCUACAGCAACUCUGUGGUGGUGCUGGACUUCCAGUCGCUCUACCCCUCCAUCGUCAUCGCCUACAACUACUGCUACUCUACCUGCCUGGGCCACGUGGAGAGCAUGGGAACGGCCGAUGAGUUUAAGUUUGGCUGCACCUCCCUGAGGGUUCCCCCUGAGCUCCUCUAUCAACUCCGCAAUGACAUCACCGUCUCUCCCAACGGCAUCGCCUUUGUCAAGCCCACGGUGAGGAAGGGGGUCCUGCCCAGCAUGUUGGAGGAGAUCCUGAACACACGGUCCAUGGUGAAGCGUUCCAUGAAGACCUACAAGCAGGAUAAGACCUUGAUGAGGCUGCUGGACGCCAGGCAGCUGGGACUCAAGCUCAUCGCCAACGUCACCUUCGGCUAUGCCGCCGCCAACUGCUCUGGACGCAUGCCCAGCGUAGAGGUUGGUGACAGUAUUGUCCACAAGGCCAGGGAGACCCUGGAGAGAGCCAUCAAGCUGGUCAACGACACCAAGAAAUGGGGAGCCCACGUUGUGUACGGUGACACAGACAGCAUGUUUGUCCUGCUAAAGGGAGCAACUAAAGAGCAGGCUUUUAAGAUCGGCAACGAGAUCGCAGAGGCAGUGACUGCUACCAACCCUAAACCUGUCAAGCUGAAGUUUGAGAAGGUGUACCUGCCGUGCGUGCUCCAGACAAAGAAGCGCUACGUGGGCUACAUGUACGAGAGCCUGGCCCAGAAGGACCCCGUGUUCCACGCCAAGGGGAUCGAAACUGUGCGCCGAGACGGAUGCCCUGCUGUUUCCAAGAUUUUGGAGCGUUCCAUCAAGCUGCUGUUUGAGACGCGGGACAUCAGCCAGGUGAAGCAGUUUGUGCAGCGUCAGUGUGGGAAGGUGCUGGAGGCCAAGGCCAGCAUGCAGGACCUGACCUUCGCUAAGGAGUACAGGGGCAGGAGCUCCUACUGGCCAGGGACCUGUGUCCCUGCUCUGGAGCUCACCAGGCGUAUGAUGGCCUAUGACCGGCGCCUGGAGCCGCGGGCGGGCGAGAGGGUGCCCUACGUGAUUGUGUACGGGACGCCGGGUGUGCCCCUCAUCCAGCUGGUGCGGCGGCCCUUAGAGGUGCUGCAGGACCCGAGUCUGCGCCUCAACGCCACCUACUACAUUACCAAGCAGAUCCUGCCCCCGCUGCAGCGCAUCUUCCAGCUCAUCGGCGUGGACGUGCUGAGCUGGUACCAGGAAAUCCCCAGGGUCCAGAAGGCAUCGUGCUCCACGGUGGCUGAGAGGAAGGGGACCAUCUCCCAGUACUUCACCACGCUGCACUGUCCUGUGUGUGACGAGCUUACCCAGCUAGGGGUGUGUACCAGCUGCCGGGGCGAGCCCCAACGCGUGGCCAUCACUCUCUACCAGGACAUGCGGCUGUGGGAGAGCCAGCAAGAUCAGCUGCUACAGAUCUGUAGGAACUGUAGUGGCAGUGUGGAGCGGCAGGUUCUGUGUGUGUCUCUGGACUGUCCUGUGCUCUACAAGCUGUCCCGGAUCAACAGACAGCUCUCCAAGGUGCCCUACCUCCGGCAGCUCCUGGAGCAGUUCUGAUUCUGAACACGUCCUGGCCUACUGCUCUGCUAUUCUGGUGCUAAACCAACGCGGUCUCAUCCAGCUCAGUGUUUCCUUGUCUUUUCCUUUAAAAGGUGCUUUGAUUUGUUCUCACUCGCUCAGUUUUCAUUAGCUGCUAUUGGUUGGUUGUGCGUGAAGCUGAUGUUUUUUCUUCAGGUGAUCUCGUCUGUAUCAUAACGAUGGCAUUGACUCUGAUCGAAGAGGACCUUACCGUUUUAUUCUGUACUCGCUGUAGCAAUUUGUAAAUGCAAGACUUGUAAGUCUGAACGGUAUUCCUAAGGAGCUCCCGACGAUGCGAAGAUUGACUAAAGAAACCACUGUUUAACUUAAUUUCCCUUUUUAUAUCAAAUAACAUUUUAUAAAUAGUUAUUGUACACUACCCAUCUGAAUUCUCUCUGUGCAUCAGCAUUAAAAAAGGAAAGCUCUAAUCACAGUGGACAAAUCAACUAGCUAGUUUUUAUUCAUUCUGUUUGUGUGCCAUGGUAAUACCUUUUUUUCUGCCUCGAUUGUAUUUAUGUCCAUUUUGGCAAAGCAUUAUCCUUAUACUCCGAUGCCUAUCAAAAGAGGAAAUGGAGUAUUAAUUUCAGUUUUUACUUCUGGGACUGUUGCAAUACUGUAUUUUGAUAAUUUAUGGCAAGAGUAUAUUAUUUCCUUAAGCUUCUUUUUUUUACUGCGUUCUCCAUGUUAACAGCAUAUUUCAUCUAACCAUGUCGAGAUGGAUUCUAUUGUUUCCCAAAACAACUAUACACAGGAUCUGUGGAUUUGUAUAAAUGUAAAAACAAAAAUAUGAAGGAAUUUUUUUUUUCGUUUUUAAUGGACAUUGCUGUGGGUGCAGGUUGAAGAUUGGUUUAAUAAAACUCCAUGUAUUAGUA
Salvelinus fontinalis (brook trout) is the source of this 17627-nucleotide messenger RNA. Its product is annotated as DNA polymerase zeta catalytic subunit-like. Lineage: Eukaryota; Metazoa; Chordata; Actinopteri; Salmoniformes; Salmonidae. The coding region runs from base 8140 to 16734 and encodes 2864 amino acids. Gene Ontology annotation, biological process: error-prone translesion synthesis; double-strand break repair via homologous recombination. The transcript is spliced from 30 exons. Gene Ontology annotation, molecular function: nucleotide binding; DNA binding; DNA-directed DNA polymerase activity. The record is from RefSeq and is a predicted model, not a curated record. Gene Ontology annotation, cellular component: zeta DNA polymerase complex; nucleus.